UUUCGAGAAGAUCCAACUCCACCAAGAGACCAGAAAUCCCUAUUUAUAUCCCUACCUAUCUGUUUUUUGUUCGUGGAAGAAAAUUCCUGAAGCAUUAAGGCCACUCUGCAACUCCGACAACUAACAGAAAAAUGUCGUAUCUUCUUCCUCAUCUGCACUCAGGAUGGGCUGUGGAUCAGGCAAUUCUGUCAGAGGGGGAGCGUUUGGUUGUGGUCCGAUUCGGCCAUGACUGGGACGACACAUGCAUGCAGAUGGACGAAGUUCUUGCAAGCGUGGCAGAGUCUGUCAAGAAUUUUGCCGUCAUUUAAGAGGUCCCUGAUUUCAACACCAUGUAUAAGCUCUAUGAUCCCUGCACUGUCAUGUUCUUCUUCCGUAAUAAGCACAUUAUGAUCGAUUUGGGGACAGGUAAUAAUAACAAGAUCAAUUGGGCUCUUAAAGAUAAGCAGGAGUUUAUUGACAUAGUCGAGACUGUUUACAGAGGUGCCAGAAAAGGCCGUGGGCUUGUCAUAUCUCCAAAGGAUUAUUCUACUAAGUAUAGAUAUUAAAGUUCCCAUCUUUAGAUGUUUAUUAGGGUUUUUUUGUAGAGAUUUAUAAAUUAGGGUUUCUCAGUAUGGCCAUGGAUCGAUGUGGCUUGUGCCAAAUGGAGGAGAACAGAAUGUUCUCUGUAUAAAUUGUAUCAUUUUUAUGAUUCUGAACAUAAAAGAAAUCGAAGGUGUUUUGUAUAAUUCACUCGUAA
Cryptomeria japonica (Japanese cedar) is the source of this 736-nucleotide messenger RNA. RefSeq names its product thioredoxin-like protein YLS8. Gene Ontology annotation, cellular component: U4/U6 x U5 tri-snRNP complex; spliceosomal complex; U5 snRNP. Gene Ontology annotation, biological process: mRNA splicing, via spliceosome. NCBI's taxonomy places the organism in Eukaryota, Viridiplantae, Streptophyta, Pinopsida, Cupressales, Cupressaceae. The record is from RefSeq and is a predicted model, not a curated record.